AUGCUCACCGCUAAUCACGGUCACGGGCAUACGGCCGGAAAUGAAGCAGAGCGAGAUUAUGCUUCUAGUAAUAACAACAACAACAAUAGCUGGCACUACACCGAUGCAAACUACCACACCAACUACAGUGGCUACGAACCAAAAGAUGUUCCGAGGCAGAUCAGCUCAACGGCAGCCAACGACAAGACUGAGGACCCGAAACAUACACCCAAAGAAACGCCGCUAGUCAGCACCGCAAAUGUGUCGAUCGCAGUCGAUCAAGCAACGAGUGUGCUGAACGACACCAGCCGCCGGUCCUGUGCUGCUCGUCCAAUGAAUGCGUUUCUCAUGUUCUGUAAAAGACACCGACGGACGGUUAGCCAACACCAUCCCCUGAAAGAGAAUCGGUUUAUCACCAAAGUUCUUGGGGAAUGGUGGAAACAGCUGCAGAAAGAACAGAAAGAGCCCUUCGAGAAGCUGGCCCAGGAGCACAAAGAUCACCUGCUCCUUAACGGAUAUCGCUGGUGCAAGCAAGUUACCGCAGAGCCAGAGACUAACAGCCUUCACACAAGGCCAGCCCAGGCAGUACAAAGCGCCAACGACAUAGUACCUGACGAGACAGACGAUCCACAGAGCCAGGGAUGCCUAGAGGCAGCCCAUUGCCUAAUUCAACUGGCGAGCGGUCAUUCGCCGAGAACCGAAUUCAGGCUCGCCGAUGAAUCACAGAUGGGGGGUCUUAGUGCGCUACUACUGAACACUAACUCAAUCCAAAGGGCAGCUGAUCCCGUGCUACCAAUCGAUUCGUGCGUCGAUCAUACAGCCGGAAAUGCACAAGAAGUGAUGGAGGACGAUGGUGGACCGUGGCGGAUGAACACGCAUAUGGAACCUUGCCACAAUAUGCGAUUAGCUUUCGUGCGUGCACCACGGAAACUAAAAGCGAAACGAUAUCAGGAAUAUAUGCUAGAGAAACAGUUGGCAUCAUCCGUGCGCAAACCGUCUGUUAAGAGUAAAGCUUCAUCCACAGCCACCUCACAGGCCGCAUCGACGAUGGUGAACGACACAUUGGUAAACACGGCCUCUAAGUGUAACGAAGGCACCGAGGUAGUUCGCCGCAGUCCACCGUCCAUUCGCCCAUCCGCCGCCUUCCAUCCGCACAGUCCAGUCGCAUUGUUGGACUUGGAGAAGCGGAUAAACGAUCUGCCUUGUUUAAAUUUCACUGAGUACCUUGACAAGAAAAAGGAUCAAAAGAAGCGCAAAAAGCCCUACGCUUUUUCAUCGAACCGGUUCAAGAGCACCACAAAGGCCUCGUUUAUUCCAAGUACAAACGACCUCACACCGAUGUCGCUUCCGGUUGAGGUGAACGCGAUUCCGAGUGAUGCGCCAGCCAGCGUUGCACCGCCAGCAGCUCCUCCGAUGUCGUUCGGCAACCCGGAGAUACCUGAAAAAAUUGUCGGCAGUCGUAAGCGGAAAGCAUCGAAAUUGCAUAUCGUCAGGCUUCACGACCCAUAAUAUUGUGCAGAAUGCUCCCAGCCAUCGGUAUGUCUUAUCCUGGCGAACAUUUUGCCCGAGGUGGUUAAAAUUGUGGCACAGUUAGGAGGAGUUUCGACAAAUGGGUACGCACAACAAACGGGCACUAAAAAAUUAUGUACCAGGAGGAGGAUAAAGUAUAACAAGAGUUAUAUUUAUUUUUAAUGUCCCAGGUUCGAUGUUCGUUUGAUUACAACACCACAGCAUUAUACGUUUUAUCAUAAGAGUUAGCGAGUUUUUAAAACAUCUUAAAAUUGGACAACUCUUCGUUUCCAUUGUACUUGCGCUCUGUGUAGACAACAUAUGUGCAAGCGUUAAGACUUUUGAUUUACUUCCGCUAUUCCACUAUUAUUAAUCGUAGUUUUACCAUACUAAAUGGACGCUUUGUCGCUCGUGAAUGUAGUUUGUGUUUACAGUAUGUUUGAGGGCAAUUGCGAAAAGGAAAACACCACUUGAACCUCGCUUGAUCGCGAUUUAUGUUCUCUUAUAGAAUUAAUGUUGUGUUUUCUUGUUUAGUUUUUUAUGUGGUUUUACUACUGCGCAGUGAACGCAACAAAUGGCGGGAGCGCUUCUUGUGGAAAGUCAUAACAAGUCACACUAAAGAUAAUAGGCUCGAAAAGGAUAACACCGUUCAUUUUUCGAUUGGGUUGAUUCGGUUUUUUGCGUGAUAGUGCGUUUUGAUUUAGGAAAAGUUUUACGGGGUUAUCGAUGCAACCGACUGAUGCCAUGCAUAGAAUUGAAUUACUUCCGAGUGCCGUAAAAGAGUGUCGUAAAAGAGUGUUUUACAUGUUUCUCAUUUUUAUUUUUACAAUACCUCUUUCAUCACACAGUCGUUUUUUCGUUAGUCUUUGUAAUAUUUUCAGUAGCGUCUUCAUUUUGUAUUUAAUAUAAUUUAUUUUGUACGAUACUACACAGCACCAGCGCUAGUCCCGAACAGGCAGAAUGGUUAAUAGCGAUUACCAGAAACAGCUUAGUUCUGAUGAAGUUUUGCAGGCAACUUACGUUAUGGUUUAGAGUUGUACUCUUGGCACUGCCAAGAUGUGCCAAGAGUUGCUGUGCUGCUGUGGUUAGUGUCCUGUGCUUAGUUUUGUUAAGGAAGCUCCGUAAAGGAUGGUAGCUGUGAAGCUGUAGAUUUUUCGUUUUCCUAAACACUGCAAGCUUUGCUGAAACACGUCAAUGUCUUUUGGUGUGACUAUUAAAAAAAAGUUGAUGUUCCGACCCCGUCGUUACCGUUACCUUCAGUAUGUGCUGUGCGGCUUUACUCCGUUGUGAAACGAUUGAGUGCGAAGCAGCGAACGUGAUACAAGUUGUUGUCGAACAACGGAGGGAGUUUGAUUUGGUUUUGUGUAUUUCCCUUGGGAAGAGUAGGAGCUACACUAGGUUAAGACAUCCGGCCUGUGAGGGCCACGAUACCAAGAGGUAAAUUCACAUGCAAAUUUGUGAACACUGUUUACGAAAAGAAAAGGAAGUGGUAAAUGGACGGUGAAACAGCUAGUUAGAAGUGCGGCCUUAACCGAUUGAAGAAACAGAAAUUUACGAAACGAAAAAACAAUUAAAUAAAAGAGGACCAACUGACCAAAAUCAAUUCAUUACAAUCACACAUCCACUUUGCGAGACAAAACAUACUUAAAAAUGCCUCCCGCGUAAAGAAGAGGCCUUUUUCAUUCCUUUCGUUAAGAUAAGCAAU
Molecule: messenger RNA, 3193 nt
Organism: Anopheles bellator
Lineage: Eukaryota; Metazoa; Arthropoda; Insecta; Diptera; Culicidae
Gene: bbx
Exons: 6
Coding region: 1-1488 (495 amino acids)
Biological process (GO): regulation of transcription by RNA polymerase II
Cellular component (GO): nucleus
Molecular function (GO): RNA polymerase II transcription regulatory region sequence-specific DNA binding; DNA-binding transcription factor activity, RNA polymerase II-specific
Source: RefSeq, a predicted model, not a curated record